Messenger RNA from Colletotrichum siamense, 765 nucleotides. RefSeq names its product Methyltransferase sdnD (gene sdnD). The record is from RefSeq and is a predicted model, not a curated record. The transcript has a single exon. The coding region runs from base 1 to 765 and encodes 254 amino acids. Lineage: Eukaryota; Fungi; Ascomycota; Sordariomycetes; Glomerellales; Glomerellaceae.
AUGACGGCGGAACUCAUCAACUUGGCCGACGGAUUAUCCUGUUACACUAGUGGGGAGACGGAAGCCCGCUUCAUCUAUAACGAGAUUUGGGAAGAACAUUGCUACGAUGGGCCGGAGUUGUCCGAGAAUCCCGUCAUCGUAGACGCCGGUGCCAACAUCGGGCUCUUCUCCAUCUACAUGAAGAAGAAAUACCCUACCGCAAAGAUCAUCGCCUUCGAGCCAGCGCCCGAAUCCUUCGCAACCUUACACCGCAAUUUUGAGCUGAAUGCCAUCUCAGGAGUUGAGGCUCAUCAGUGCGGUCUCGGCCCGACAGCCAGCGCAGAGAAGUUGACGUUCUAUCCCACCUUUCCCGGUAACUCGACUCUCAGGCCUGAAACAAAGAAAUCGACUUACGAAGCUAUUGCUGAGAGAUUUGGACAGGAGUUUGUGGACACAAACUUCGGAAACCCGCAUUUUGUAGACAUCAAAAUUGAAAGGCUCUCUCGGUUCUUGGACGGGGUUGAGAGGAUUGACUUGUUGAAGGUGGAAGUUGAGGGUUCUGAACUCGGGGUAUUACAGGGUGUGGAUGACGAGCACUGGAAAUUGAUACGGAAUGUUGUGCUAGAGACCACGGAGAGUUCUGGAGAUAGACAGAAGAUCGAAGAUUUGUUACGGCAAAAGGGGUUCAAGGUUGUCCGAGAAGGAGUUGCGUUUGACUCAAACAUGGAAUUCUUUGUCAUCUGGGCUCAUCGACAGGACGGAGUUGGUGAAAAGACACAGGGCUGA